CAGCUGCAGAGGGCUCCCUACAGUGCUGCAGGACUGGUGACACCUCAUCCCUGUGGGCCAAAAGAGAGACCCCUGGCCAGGACUCUGUUGUACCCCACUAGGAUUAUAGCCUUCUCUGUACAUUGCAUCUAUGGGGAUUGGCAGCACAGGGAGCCUGCUGCAGCUCUGCUAUCACAGCCCCUCUCUCACACUCCUGUGACAGCAGGGCUGCAGAGGGCUUCCUGUACUGCUGUAGGAGUCAUUCAGCAGCAGGGUGGCCUCCCCUGCAGCCAGGGGCUCGUCCUCUUCCUCCUUAAAUUCCUGACCAGGGGUCUCUGCUCUGUUCUCCAAAGUUCCAUGUUAUCUGAAUCUCUUCCUUUCCCCCCAGCAUGAGAUACAUGAGGGACAAGGAAGGGAUUCGGAUAUGAGAUACGUUUGGGUUUCAGAUACAUGGGAGUAUACUGUAUAGAGUAUUAUUAUGAAAGCUUACUUCAGCUGGGACACUUUGUUCUUCUGGGCCGUAGCGAUGGGUAAGCCUGAGUAUAUAAGCUGUUUAUUCCCUUCUAGAGUUGGGUACCUUGGUUUCAGAGCAGCUGCCAACUUGCAUUCUUUAUCCCUCACAUCAGCAAAUGUUGCAGUAAAUAUAAAGACUGACUAUACCUGUUUGCCUAUGAUCAUGUAAGUGCUAUUAUCCCCAUUUUACAGAUGGGACCUAAGCCACAGAAAGGUUAAGUGACUUGCCCAGGGUCACACAGAAUACUUGUAGCAUAGUUGGCAAUUGAACCCUCUUGUGUCAACUCCUAGGCUAGUGUCCUAACCACGAGACAGUCUUUCCUUUCAUUAGCUGCAUGUGGUUCUAUUCUCUACCUAGUCAAUUAGGCUCUAAUAAUUAGGGCAGCCAUGUAUGUUCUAAAGAAUGUCCAGAAGUGUGGCUACCCUGAUUUCUGCCUAUGGUUUCCAGGAUCUCUAAACAAUUCUCGACUGCCUGACUCAUCCAAAGUUUUCUCAGUUACCGCAUCCUUCAGCAUAAUCUUCCUGCUGUUCCAUUCUCACACGUAUGGAGUCUCAAAACAACAAAAUGGUUGAAGCCUUGCGUGAUGCAGCCUCUGCUAUGGAACAAGAAAAAGAAACCCUGCUAGAAAUGAUCCACAAUAUACAGAACAGCCAAGAUAUGAGGCACAUCAGUGAAGGUGAAAGAGAAGAACUUUGCCUGACUGCCAGUCGUCUGAUGGGCCGAACCCUCACUGUUGAGGUUUCUGUAGAAACAAUACGAAACCCACAGCAGCAGGAAGCCCUUUUCCACGCCACAAGAAUGAUUGAUGAAGUAGUCAAUAAACUCCUUGAUGAUCUGGAAGGUUACAAAAGCCAUUUAAUGUCACUUUAUGGUGCAUGCACAUCAGAGGUACCAUCUGGACCCAUUGAUCAGAAAUUUCAGUCUGUUGUAAUUGGAUGCGCUAUUGAAGAUCAAAAGAAAAUCAAAAGGAGACUAGAGACUCUGCUUAGAAAUAUAGAAAACUCUGAAAAGUCAAUCAUGUUGUUAGAACAUCCAAAAUCAACUGUCCAACAGCUGUGCAACAACGAACAGGGUUAAAGUAGUACUAGCUAAUUGGACAGAUCAAAGUUAAGUCUCCAUAAAGAAUGCACGGAAUGCAAAGAAAAUGUUACUUUUUAGCACUAAACUAAUAAUACUUUAGAGUGCUGGGUGCAAAUAUUAAAUACUGAUAGCACUGCCUUAGGUAUCAGAAAGAACAUAGAUAUUUUCUUUCACAGUGAAGAUGUGAUCUAAGAAUGCUAUCAGGUUUGCUCCUCUAGACUUGAACUUUAUUGGUACUGCUGCUGCAAAUUGUAAUUAAUGUACUUCUGCUGCACUCUUAAAGCUAAUCUAAUUUUUUUCUCUUAAGUUUUUGAAAACUUAAGCUGUUGUGUCAUGUACUAAGAUUUCACCUAGCACAUUUUUUUUCCCUUUGGUGAAUAUUCUGUAUGAAACAGACUUAUGGGAAAAAGACAAGUCAUGCAAUAAACAGGAACAAAAAGGUGAUAUGCCACACUCCAUUUUUUAGUAAUGAAUAACUUUGUUAGUUACUUGGCACUGUAGUGCAAGAUGCUUUACAGAAAAUGAUAAGAAUUGACCCUAUUUUACAGACAUUGUGGUAAAAUAACACAAGGUCACACAGGAGGCUGGGAAUAGAACCCAGUUCUUCUGACUAAGGGCAGGUCUUCACUACCCGCCAGAUCGGUGGGUAGAGACCGAUCUGUCGGGGAUCGAUUUAUUGUGUUUCAUCUAGAUGCGGAUAAAUAGAUCCCUGAACGCGCUCCCCGUCGACUCCGGAACUCCAGCUUGCGCGAGGCGGAAGCGGAAUCGACGGGGGAGCGGCAGCGGUCAACUCGCCACCAUCCUCACAGCCAGGUAAGUCGACCUAAGAUACAACUUCAUCUAUUCACGUAGCUGAAGUUGCAUGUUAGGUUGACCCCCCCCCCCCCAAGU
Mauremys mutica (yellowpond turtle) is the source of this 2464-nucleotide messenger RNA. It is a transcript of the gene BAG2, whose product is annotated as BAG cochaperone 2. Gene Ontology annotation, biological process: protein stabilization. The coding region runs from base 1037 to 1570 and encodes 177 amino acids. NCBI's taxonomy places the organism in Eukaryota, Metazoa, Chordata, Testudines, Geoemydidae. Gene Ontology annotation, molecular function: protein-folding chaperone binding; adenyl-nucleotide exchange factor activity. The record is from RefSeq and is a predicted model, not a curated record. The transcript is spliced from 3 exons.